Messenger RNA from Acanthaster planci (crown-of-thorns starfish), 5516 nucleotides. RefSeq names its product PAT1 homolog 1, processing body mRNA decay factor (gene patl1). Gene Ontology annotation, molecular function: RNA binding. NCBI's taxonomy places the organism in Eukaryota, Metazoa, Echinodermata, Asteroidea, Valvatida, Acanthasteridae. The record is from RefSeq and is a predicted model, not a curated record. Gene Ontology annotation, biological process: deadenylation-dependent decapping of nuclear-transcribed mRNA; P-body assembly. Gene Ontology annotation, cellular component: P-body.
UACAUUUUAGUUGGCACACGACGGACAUGACGGACACUUCAUGCCAUGAAAAUCUGUCCUGUUAUAGCUGAAUGUCCCUUCUACCGUGUGAUGUCAUUGCUUUUAUUUCAUCAUGACUUUACUAAGAAGUGCUAGCUAUUAAAAUGACAGAGUUUAUGUUUGGCGACGACCCGGAAAUGCCUCCCUUGGAGGAGGGCCCGGAUGAUGAAUAUGACGAGCUCAAUGAUGAAACAUUUGGAGGUGAUUUUGAGGGAGACUGGCAGGACACACACGAGAAGUUCAGUGCAGGGUUUGGCAACACCUCAUUUGAGGAUGACUACAGCACAAAGAGACCACACGAUUCCGGUUGCUACACUGGAGAGAGAGCCCGGAUGCACGAGGAAAAUCUUGAGGAGAGCAUCAGCAAGCUGGUCCUGGAUGACGAAGACGACGAAGAUGACAUGUACACAGACAAGUCGUCCGCCAAGAAAUCUCAGCCCAUCACUAUUGGAAACGGAGCCAGCAUGGGAAAUUCCAACAUGGCCCAGUUGUUUGGCCCCUCCUCCCCGCCGGCACUCUUUGACCCCCAGGAGUUUAUCUCGCCGGGGAGCCGGAAGAAUAUCUGGGGCUCGCCUACCACCAAGAAGGUUACCACCAACACCGAGCAGCACCUCAAAGCCAUGCUCAACAUCCAUCCACCUGAGGAAUUGCCCCUCGAGGAUCCAGCUGUCAUUCAGGCCAUUGCGAGCACAGAGCCGGCCAAGAAAGUGCUGACCCUGGAGGAGCUGGAGAAAGACCUGACGGACCGGGCACCCCCGCAGCGCACGGUCUCCCCAAUCCUGGGCUCGCCACCUGCCAGCAGAAUGAUGCCAGUGGGCACCCCGCCCCAGCACUCCCUCCUGCAGCGGACACCGGCAGGCGUGGUGCACCAGCAUCAGCAGCAGCUGAAGAGGCAACAGCAGCAACAACAGCAGGUGAUGCAACACUUGCAGUCCAAGUCUUCUGGUCAGCCUAUGACACCACAGCAGCAGCAGCAGCAGUUGGCUGCUUCACCUGCAGUGCAGCAGUUGGUUCAGAAGAUUCAUCAGUCUGUUGGAGGUCGCGUAUCACCCACUUACAUCAGGCAGCUUGUCCUCAGCAUGCAGGCAGCCAAUGGCCGGGCUUCCCCAAACCAGAUCCGUCAACUCAUCAUGGCCAAUUCGGCGCAAGGCAGUGCUUCGCCAUUCCCUAGGCCAAUGGCAGCUGGCAUGACUCCCCCUGCUAAGGGUAUGGCCCCACCCACUGGAGGACCCCCUCCCACCAGAACUCCAAUGCAGCAACAACCACAACACCAACAGCAGCACCAGCAACAGCAGCAGCAGCGUUUUGGCUCUCCCAUGAUGCAGCAGCGACCGAUGUCACCCAUGAUGCACCAGCAGCGCCAGGGCCCGCCCAUGAUGCAACAGGGCCGAACUUCCAUAAUGCCAUUUCCCCCUGGCAGCGUGAUCGGAGGACCACACCUGCGCACCCCUCAAGGCGUGCGGGGGUCCGGCCCAGGGAGGGCUAUGAACACCUACCUGACACCUAUGCACCCACAUAUUCCUCCAAUGCGGCCCUUCUCUGAUCCUGGAUUGAGACGGCGGUAUCCAUUCAACAAUCAACAAAGACCAUUUUCUCAAACGCCAAAUCGCUAUGGAGACAACAGACACCAGCGACCUCAUCAUAACCGUUACAAUGAACAGCGCCGCCCUGGUCCUGGUGGGGAUGCCAGCACCGAUGACUAUGCAAACCUGAUGACACAGCGGGAGAAAGAGUGGGUCCAAAAGAUCCAACUGCUUCAACUACAGAGCAAUAAUCCUGAGGUGGACGAUUACUACUAUCAGGCCUACAUGCAGAAGAAGCAGGGCCAGGAGGAGCAGGGCAAGGAGGGAGUGCAGGCUGAGAAGACAAAGAAGAAUGGCAAGGAAUCUGGCAAGAUCACGCCCAACACCAAGUCACUCGAAACCAGGGUCUACCAACCAGCUCAGUAUGAAGGUGCUCUCGGCCGGGUCACAUCAUCAAGUGUCAAUAACCCCAGACAGUUGAUUGACUUCCACAUCGAAGCAGUUGGUGACGAAGAAGAGGGCACCAAACCCAGCGCUGCAAAAGAGCAGAGCAAGAAGCGCCGCACCCUCCUGUCCAUCGAGCGGGUCUACGGCAUCCUGCUGCAGCUGGACGACUUGGGGAAACAGGUGCUGACACUGACCGAGUCAGACCGCAGGACGCUGCUGGAGAAGCGGCAGAGCCUGCUUGGGGUGGUGUAUGCCCACCUCAAGCCCGAAACGGUGCUGUGCGAUCGACCAUCAGAUGACCAUUUCAUCCAAGUCUUGUCAGUGCGCAAGGGACGUCGGCUUAUUACCAGAGUCCUACCUCUGCUGGAGAAGAAAGAGGCUCAGUACGUAGUCCAGGCCCUCCUCCGAAACAUGAGUCUGCUCUUGAAGAAGGAGUCGCAGGAAAUGCGCAAGGAACUUCAGGAGACACAGAAAGCGAGUGCGCAGGAGACGUUGCCCGCUGUCUUCCCGCCAGUGUGGCGCUGCAUCCAGGCCACCACCCUGCCCGAGCUGACCUGCAUGGUGAAGCAGCUGACAGCGGGGGCAAGCAGCGUGUCGCCGUCACGGCAGUACGGCUCUAUCAUCUCACUCCACAUGCAGAACAAGUUUGGUGUGUCUGUGAUCCUGUGCCUGUUGAGUCAAGGAGAGAGGAUCUACAGCAGCACAUCACUUGUAGACUUGGAGGAAGAUGCCCAGAAUGACUGGGUGGAUUGUGUGAACCAGUUUGCCAAAGACAUCUGUGUUGUUGCCGACACUGCUAUCCCCCAACCUCUAGUCAUUGUCGACAACGUUCUGCCACAUUUUGCACGGUUUGUCAGCAAGCAGACAUUCAAUGCCCUUGAAAAGAGACUCAGAUCUAUCACAACAGACAAGACAUCGUAAUAGUCUUCAAUAUUUUAAACUUUCCAUUCAUCUCGAAAAUUGUCAUCCUGCAGUUGCUAUUUUGACGACCAGUUAAAGAUGUAACGGUAAGACAAGCUAGUGUUACAUUUGUAAAGGUCACUUUUGUAAGCUACAUAUAAAUGAGACUUCAGUCACAAGAUUGCGAAAAAAAGUGGAAUUUGUUCAUUGGAAGAACCAGUAUUUAUGGAAUUUCUAUUAUUAUUUUGUGUCCAUCCUGCAGUUUUGUGGAAGUUACUGAUUUGUCUUUAUAUUGCUCCCACAUUUCUUGUAUAAGAGAUAUGAAUUUUGAUAAUUUAAUUGUCAAGCAUCAAAUUUGUUUGAAUGGUUUUAAGUGGAAAUUUGACUAUUGUGCAGUCGUAUAUAGUAGGAAUUUACGGGCAGUUUUUUUUCACCGAUUUUGUCAAAGUAGAAUUAUGAAAUUUACAUUUCUUUGAUAUGUUGAGUUACUUUAUAUUACCCCUACCUCCUCCCCGUGGUUUUUUUGGGGGAAACCCUGCUGAAUGUCACAGAAUCCAAUUUCAGCAACACGAAGCUUAGGUUUGUUGUUAACAACCCAGAUCAACCAAGUGCCAGAACAAUUCUUCAAUGUUCGAUUCUGUUACAUUUAGUGAAAGCAGGGUUCAUCUUCCUUCCCAAAGAUGACAAAGUUAAUAUCUUGUUUUACAUCAGAAAAACUGUCACUAAAUCAGUUCAGUUUAUUUUUUGUGUGGAUUGAUUUCACAUAAACAUUUGAUUUUCAUCAGUUAAAUAUUUGCAUGCAAUGUUUAGAAUUUUGCGCUUCACUGUAAUCUGUCAUCCCUGACUGUCAGCCUCGUGUUUUAGAAUGAGUCGGCGGAAAAACGUUUCAUUCAUUUACCCAAUCUAACAAAAUGAGUCACAAGUCACUUUAUUCAAGUUUGAGUGACAAGUUAUCCAUGUUGACGCACACUAUAACAAUGCUUUAGGUACCUCUUCAGCCUAUUCACCGUAACGGUAUUCUUGUGUUAGAAUAAUGACUAAACUUUGCAUGCGGAUCUACAUGUACCAAAUGCCUAUGGAGGUUAUGCAUUAACACAUCCUCAGAGGGAAAGAGUUAGUAUCAGUGGAAUAGGCUUGAGUAAACCCUUUAUGCAUUCAUUGUAACUAAAUUAAAAUCCCAAAAAUAGCCUCUGAGACCCCAUGGAGAUGCCAACAACGCAUAACCUCCAUUCUGGCCUGUGUUGGAAGUUUAUUCAAGAGUCCAAAAUAGGCCUGAGGACUCAUUUUGUUGGAUCUGUUCAAAUCUUUUAUUGUUAGUUUCAGCGUAGACUUAGUGCAUAGAACAGCAAAACUGCUUGUGGUCAUGCAUGUGUCCAAACUCUUUAAAAAAAAUUGGUAGUUAUCUCCGUAGCUAGGUAAGCUGUAUUCAUAUUUUUAUCAUAUGCAGUGGCACUACAAAACAAAAGAUACCAAAUACCAAUUCUACAUCACAUUUAAAGACUCUGUCCAGCCCAUCCACAGAUGGUAACAUUUUGGUGACUUUCAGUUAAGAAAAAAUGAUGGUUGCCUUUUGAAAUGAAUUAACUGUCAGACAAUUGCCAACCGUUGAUUUCUCAGUGGAUGCAAUUUGAAUGACAUAAUUAGCUGCAUUUGUGGUAAUGUCAAUCAGCAUGUGUUGCUUCAAGACUGUUUUCCCUAAAUGACAAUGACUGAGUCUAUGUGUAAUUACUCAGCGUAAAUUAUUUCUUCAGAAAGGAAAUGAAUAGAAAUGUUUGAGAAAAACGAGAUAACCCACUGGAGGGUUUUUCCUUUGAGUAAGAACAAGAACAUAAUUCUUUUUGCCAAACCAUUCGCAAUUGCUUUUUACUACCAAUACAUUAACUUUUAUGUCCUGAUAAACUACUUGUACUUCCUUUGGACAUUUGGGUUUUUUACGUGUUCAUUGACAACACCGUUUGGAUAUACAUGUAUCGUGCUAACAGCUCAGCAGUUCGGAGGUCGCUUUCCUGUCACAAAAAAUGUAGACAUUUUGGGUUUUCAAAUAUUCAAGUGAAAUUUCUGGUUCCUUAGGAAUUUAAUUCCUCUGUUCAAAGAGAUACCACAAAUUGAACAAAUGGCUGGAGAUUGAAAAGGGUGAGUACAGUGUAGAGUUUAGGUUCUGUAUAAUAUCUAAACAAAGUGUAAUCCUUCCUUUGAGGCCAUAGACAGCAAAUCGUUUGUUUUGAUAAUUUUUAUGUCUGGUUAAUUAGUUAACUUAUACCACGCUACAUUUGUUAUACAAUUGUGGUAUCGAAAAAAGCCAAUGUGAAUGCAUUUCUUAUUUACAUUUUCUUUAUUUACUAACAAGAAAAGUGUUUUGAUACAAAUAAAGUAUUACACACAGCGAGGGCCAUUUGAUACGUCAGGCAAAAAGUGAACAAAGCGAUUUCACAACUUUAGUAGUAAAAAUUUCUUUAUGACUUUGGGUAUUUCCCCAAUAAAUUUUGCUUUCUUGUGAAUUGGAAGUUUGCUAUAAGCAUGAACUGGCCUUUAUACUAAUUUUAGUUGUUUGCUUGUAAUUAGUGUCAUCAUGAGACAAAAUUUGUUACCAUUAAAGUUGCUGGACUG